GACAAUAAUAACAGAAAAAGAAAACAUGGUGAUACUUGUAAGAGACGCAAAGGAAGUCACGGAAAAAAUUGGACUAAAAAUACUGGCUACAUUGAUUCUUAUAAACAGCGACACCGCAGAAAUAUGGAUUAUGUGAAGCAAUUGGAAAAAAAACUAUCUCAAUGGUUUGAGCUCUGUCGAACACAAGUGGCGUUGUUGUAUUUUUACAACGGAAAGUUAUUUCAUUUUGGGAAUGAUCCGCAUAUGCAGGCAUUCUGUGAAGAUCCUGCAGUUAAAGAAAAAUUUAUGAAGUUUUGUGGCCGUCAUAAUCCAACGUCUGAUAAUAUUGACAAGGAUGAAGAUGUGUAUGUUGAUUUGGUUCGUUGGGAAGAGAAGACUAUACACGUUAAGCACAAAUUAAUACGUGUCUUGGUCAGAGGAUAUAAUCGCGAAAAAUUAGUUGAUUGGUCAAAAAAUAAGCCCGAGUGGUGGCCAGAUACAGUACCUUUUAGGAAUCCAAGUGGGACCCCAAAAAUGACCAUGGUGGACUGCAAUACAGUCAUAAAAACUUUUAUUGCAACCUUACCAGAUGAUGAUGAUUUGUUGGAAUCAAGGAAAGAUGAUUAUUCGGAUGCUCAUUGUCAACGAUUGUUGGAUGACAUAAAGAAUCUUAAUUAUGCCCAAAUUUACAGUGAUUUGUCAUCACAAUUCCACAUUAAACGGCCUGAGAAAAAUGAUGUUUGUUUAUGGGUAAAAAAGGGUGUACCUCAAGGUAUGGUCGCAAUUAAUGUCACACGUGAUGCCACGAGCUUUUAUCGUUCUCUUUCUGUAUUGUUCUAUGGUCACGAACGACGAUGGAAGUAUAUGAAAUUAGGCUCGAUUGUUUCUGCUUUUGUAAAUUUGGAAAGUAUUGUGACUAAGAUAAAAAAUGGAAAAAGCGAUGAUGGCGACGGACUUUGUAAGCAGUUAAAGAUAACGUGGUGUGACAACGCAAAAUUAAUUCGAGAUGACGUUAUAGAACAACUCUAUACCUCUGCCCUGAAUGUCAAAUAUCAUGCUGAAAUCUUUGAUGUAUAUUGCGCGACUAUAUUCACUAAGUACGCAAUAAAUUAUUUAGUACAUCCGUCUUGGAUAAAGCGAAAUGGCUUGUCGCCAGGCAUCCUAAAUUUUUGGUCCGAUCAGGAAAACGAGACUUUAAAUGUGUUUGGUACUGGCAUGCAUUAUAUUACAUCCAAACUCAACUAUGUUAUGCCACUUCUUCAAAGCAACAGUUUCAAUGAACGUAGAGAUUGUUGGGCUGAAAGACACUGUUUGUCUUCGUCAGCUACCUCCUCUGAAUUUAUUAUAUGUACCUUCUGUGAUCUUCAAUACCAUAAGAAUUGUGUUGUCCCACCUCUUCGGCGCGAAAAUUCAUGUGGUUGUCAUCGUUUAUCUAUUAUGAUGGAUAGAAACAGCCUGUCAUGGAUUACUAAAAUAGAAGUUUUCAUGCCGUUCUACGAUAAAUAUGAAAGUCAAAUAGAACAUAUUAUUGAUCCAAUGGAUACUUCGGUCUCAGUCGAAAUUGUUGAAAAGUUCGAUAAUAAUUUUCGUGAUAAGCUUUGUGAACGAUUAAGACUGAUAUCACCUGGAAUAUGCGAGACAGUGCUGAUUAAUUUCUUACUACCAGAGGUCAUCGUGUAUGUUGGAUCGAUGAAGGAAAAUUGUUCGAUGCUCUGUAUUCGAAGGUUGUUGUCACAAGAUGUAUCACUUUUUGAUUGAUUUAUAUAAAGUUUUAAAUAUAAAAAUUUGCUAGAAAAGAAUUGUUUAC
This is a messenger RNA of Hydractinia symbiolongicarpus, 1786 nucleotides long. RefSeq lists its product as uncharacterized. The coding region runs from base 124 to 1737 and encodes 537 amino acids. The transcript is spliced from 15 exons. NCBI's taxonomy places the organism in Eukaryota, Metazoa, Cnidaria, Hydrozoa, Anthoathecata, Hydractiniidae. The record is from RefSeq and is a predicted model, not a curated record.